Messenger RNA from Brugia malayi, 1482 nucleotides. RefSeq lists its product as uncharacterized. Gene Ontology annotation, biological process: proteasome assembly. NCBI's taxonomy places the organism in Eukaryota, Metazoa, Nematoda, Chromadorea, Rhabditida, Onchocercidae. The coding region runs from base 1 to 1482 and encodes 493 amino acids. The transcript has 9 exons. Gene Ontology annotation, cellular component: cytosol. The record is from RefSeq and is a predicted model, not a curated record.
AUGCGAGAUAGUAACAUUGAAAACAUUGCCGAUUCACCGACAAAUGAUACAGCAUAUGACAUUGAUACAUUUUACGAUAUGAAGCAGCAUCUGCUAGCAGAACGUACAGAAGUGAAGGCUAUCGAAAUGCUGCAGAAGCUGCUUUCUCAUAAUGUUGAGCAUAUUGACUGGGAUGCAUUUCCGGAUUUGAAAGAUUUGAUCAUUUGUAUUCUUGAUACUGUUGGUAUAGUUUCUUUAACUGAGAAACACCAAAUCCUGGUCUUGAAUGGAAUAAACAAUAGCCAUCCAAAAGUUGUCGAUGUGCUUGUCGAUUAUUACAUACGACAUAUUGACGAAGUCGAUGAAAUGCUUUCCAAUUCACAUAUUGCUGUAACAAUUGCAUUUGCGCGACGAGUUUGUGAUUUCGAUUGCGCUGGAUCGAUAGCUGUUCUUUUGACACGCUUCGCUUCACUAAAAUUGGUGCAAGAUGAAUUGUUGAAUCAACUAAAUUCAAAUCGUGCUGAAGUUCGAUUUCGAAUACACCAGGUUACAACUUUGGCGAUGAAGGAAGGAAACGAUUUGCAUAAAAUCGGAAAUCUGAUCAGUCGAUUAGCGGAAGAACUUGAAUCAAAUGAUAUUUUAAUUCAAAUCAAUGCUGUGGAAAUGUUUGCCGAUGGUGCUUCCCAGAAAAUAUCAACUGCAAAAUAUUUAUUAACGACAGGCAUAGUUGACCACCUUAACAGAUUGUUUGUUCAAUGCAUGGAACAGCCGGAUGCAGGUUUUCUUUAUCCUGCUCUUAUCAAGUUUUUUGGACAUCUUUCUGUGGCCAGUGUGGAGUGUCUGUCUCAGUUUCCGAAAUUUCUGGAUUCACUGUUAGAUUUGAUUUAUCAUUUUGAUCGAUUGGAUGCUUCAUUACGUCUACUUGCUUUUGAUACGCUGGCCGCUGUGGGGUCAACCGAUCGUGCUAAGAAAUUUCUGGAUAGACAGCAUAAUAAUUGUACGCAGUGUGACAUGAGAAGAGCAAUGAAUGCAUUUGGUGUAGCUAUUGCAACUGGACCACUCGAUUUGCGAGUACGACAUAUCAGUGCCUUAUCAAUGAUGUUAGAAGUCAAAGAUGAGGUUGAGGAUGCCGAUGCAGAUGCAGUCGCACAGAAGUGGUUCAACUGGCUCGGUGAAAAUUUUCCGUCAGUUAUAAUUUCUUAUCUCAGCAAGCCUUUUAAUGAUAUUCGAAUAUCAUCUCUACGACUACUUUUGACACUUUUCGACCAUAAAUGGGCAAUUCGCAUAUUUUAUUUCGGUGCCGGCUUUAUGGUAGCUAUCUUAAAUCGGAAUACUGAAAGAAAUGCUGAAGGUAAACAGUGCAAGUAUGAUGUCAUUUGCAAACUUAUCGAUAGCUCAGAUUCAAUAAUUUCACUAGAAGAUAUGAUGAAGCUGAAAAUGUACCGUCGUGAGGGAGCAUUUUAUGUUGAAAGAAACCCGCAGGUUGAUAUGGAAAAUGAUUAA